Molecule: messenger RNA, 1642 nt
Organism: Dinoponera quadriceps
Lineage: Eukaryota; Metazoa; Arthropoda; Insecta; Hymenoptera; Formicidae
Gene: PhKgamma
Product: phosphorylase b kinase gamma catalytic chain, skeletal muscle/heart isoform
Exons: 10
Coding region: 17-1270 (417 amino acids)
Biological process (GO): glycogen biosynthetic process; protein phosphorylation
Cellular component (GO): phosphorylase kinase complex
Molecular function (GO): ATP binding; calmodulin binding; phosphorylase kinase activity
Source: RefSeq, a predicted model, not a curated record
UGCGGAAGCGCGAAGCAUGGCGAAAGAAGAAGGGGACGACGUAUUGCCGGACAAGGACGCGGCGAAGGGAUUCUAUGCUAAGUACGAGCCCAAGGAGAUCCUAGGAAGAGGAAUAUCUUCCACUGUGAGAAGGUGCAUAGAAAAAGAGACGGGUGUAGAGUACGCAGCUAAAAUUAUAGAUAUUAGCAACGAGACUCACGAGGAUGGGAUGAAGGACGCCACGCUGCAAGAAGUGCAGAUACUUCGCAGAGUAGCUGGACACCCGUACAUCAUUGAAUUGCACGAUGUCUUUGAAUCUAGUACAUUUAUAUUUUUAAUUUUCGAACUGUGCAAGAACGGAGAGCUAUUCGAUUAUCUCACGUCUGUUGUGACACUUUCUGAAAAAAAGACACGUUACAUUAUGAGGCAAGUGUUUGAGGGACUCCAGCAUGUGCAUAACCAAGGAAUAGUGCACAGGGAUUUAAAACCCGAGAACAUAUUGCUCGAUGAUAAUUUGAAUGUAAAGAUAACAGACUUUGGCUUCGCCAGAGUACUGAAGCCUGGGGAGAAAUUGUACGAUCUUUGUGGUACACCUGGCUACUUGGCACCAGAAGUAUUAAAAUGUAAUAUGUUUGAGACUGCAGAAGGUUAUGGAUUCGAAGUUGACAUAUGGGCCUGUGGUGUGAUUAUGUUUACGCUAUUGGUAGGCAGUCCUCCAUUUUGGCAUCGGAAGCAAAUGGUUAUGCUUAGAAAUAUAAUGGAAGGAAAAUACUCAUUUACAUCUCCCGAAUGGGCUGAUAUAACGGAGGCUCCAAAAGAUUUGAUAAGGAGAUUAUUAGUCGUUGAUCCUAAAAAAAGAAUUUCGAUAAAAGAUGCCUUAGAACAUUCUUUCUUCCAUACUGUCCUAUGGGAUCAAGACAUCGCUCCUCUAAAACGUUCUCUAUCGUCUAACUCGCGACGUCUGAGUAGGAUAUCUCAGUUAGCUUUGGAAUUGAAGGCAAAGUCGUUCAAUGCACGGAAGAGAUUCCAGUUGGCAAUCAUUUGCGUACGGGCUGUUAUCCGUAUUAAACGGCUUCAUAGCACACCAGAACCACUUUCCACACAGAUAGUCUGUACUGAUCCGUAUAGAAUAAAAGUUCUGCGAAAGGUAAUCGAUGGCUGCGCGUUCCGGGUCUACGGACAUUGGGUGAAGAAAGGCGAAGGUCAAAACCGCGCGGCACUCUUCGAAAAUACGCCAAAGACAGAAUUGAAGCACCUAUACGUAAAUACGCAUGACGAAUUAAAAUUAUGAAUCAGGCAAGAUUACAAGCAAGAUUACAAAGACCUAUACUUUUUACAAGACUUUGAAUAUUACAAUACCUGGUACAAAAGACAUGUUUUCGCAGUGACAUGACAGUUUGCAGGUGACAUAAACAUUAAUGUUAUAAAAUGAUCACUGUUUCCAAAGGAAAAAGCAGUUUCUCACGUACAUAUUCUAUCGUACGUUCAUCUCUUAGUUUUAUAUAUUUACAUACAUAUAUAUAUAUAUAUAUAUAAACAUGACAAAUAUGCAAGUUUGUAGUCGCUCGGCUGCAUUCAAUAGUGCUCAAGAGAUGUAUUAUUAUAUAUUACCGUUUUUUGGACAGUGUGCUUGUAUUAUGUAAUAGGACAAUAGUUUUGUAUA